AUGGAUAUGGCUGGUAGGGUGGUUGAUAGGGUUGUGGUUGGUAAGGGGGUUGAUAGGGAGGGAGGUAAUGUCUCGGGUGAGGGCGUCUCCAACGGUUCGUCACAGCAGGGUCCAGCUGAAAAACCACGAAAGCUCGAAUCGCAGAAUGAAAUCACACCAGAAAUUAUUGUUUUGAGUGAAUCAGAAUUAAAUAAGUACGAACAAGAAACCAAAAAAUUUCAAAGAUUCUACUGA
This is a messenger RNA of Anisakis simplex (herring worm), 234 nucleotides long. The record is from the annotation of a GenBank genome assembly. Lineage: Eukaryota; Metazoa; Nematoda; Chromadorea; Rhabditida; Anisakidae.